Molecule: messenger RNA, 1535 nt
Organism: Spirodela intermedia
Lineage: Eukaryota; Viridiplantae; Streptophyta; Magnoliopsida; Alismatales; Araceae
Source: the annotation of a GenBank genome assembly
AUGUCUGAGAAGGGGGAGGAGGGCGCAGGGGAGUCGCUGGUGGAGGAGAUCAUGGAGAAGCUGCAUGGGCAUGGCUCGGGCUCGGAUUCGGAGGGGGAGAAGGCGGAGUCGUCGUCGUCUUCCGUGAAGGCCAAGGUCUGGAGGCUCUUCGGCCGUGAGGAGCCCGUUCACAAGGUCUUCGGCGGAGGCAAACGUGAGGGAUCCCUCCGGGGACGUAUUUACAUUAUUGUUGAGGAUUUUUUUAUUAUUAUUUCCGCCUGUUGGUACUUGCAGAAUCUUAAUUUUUCUACCCCCUCGGCUGCUUCGUUCGAGCUUAGUUAGGGUUGGUUUAUGGAGAGUAUCAUGUUUCGAUGCUGUUCUGUUCUGGGGUGAUUUGCUUGCUUCGAGCGAGAUCCGUGCAUUCUCUACUCUGGCUCUAGUUUUUAUUUUUCCUUGGACUUGUUGCCUUUUCGGAUGCUCCCUCCGUUGCCGGUCGUUUUGUGCAUAUAUAAACCCCUCGUUCUGAUGCUCUGUUUGAGUAUGUUUAUCUGUAACCCGAGAAACUCGUCGAAGUUUUUAGCUUAUCCGGAAGAAUUGUUGGCCUUUUUUCAUCUUUCAGAUUAAUUUGAUGACCUCAUCCGUGAUGAUCCUCGCAGUCUAAUGGGUUUUGGCUUCGCCUGUGCAGCUGCGGAUUUGUUUCUGUGGAGGAACAAAAAGAUCUCGGUGGGGGCUCUCGUUGGGGCCACGGCGAUCUGGGUCCUGUUUGAGCUGCUGCAGUACCAUCUUCUCGCGCUCGUCUGCCAUGGUCUCAUCCUCUCCUUGACGCUCCUCUUCAUCUGGUCCUAUGCCUCCUCCUUCAUCAACAAGUAAACCCCCCCUCCUCCAUCCCUCUCCUGCUCUCCGUCCCAUGUCUGGUUUUUUUCCGCCUGUUUCCGAUCCAGUAAUCAUAACCUUCUGAAUAUCUGUCUGGUUUAGGUCGCCGCCGCGCAUUCCAGAGGUCAAAAUCCCGGAGGAUCUGAUUGUGAACAUUGCUCUCGCUCUGAGGUUCGAGAUCAACCGAGCUUUCUCUGUGCUGAAGGACAUCGCUUCUGGGCAUGAUCUUCGAAAGUUCCUCGCUGUACGCAUCAUCAUCACCUUCGCUCUCGAAGUCACUCAUUAUCGGGAUCAUUUUACACAAUACUCACAGAUCCUUCUCCACCUUUCUUUCCUUUUUUUGGCCCCCCUCAGGUGAUUGCUGGUUUAUGGGCUGUGUCUGUCAUGGGCAGCUGCUGCAAUUUCUUGACUCUGUUCUACAUAGGUAAUCCAAUGUGGUUCAUCCUCUGCACUUCUCACCUCUCUCAUAUCCUCUUUUUCUUCACGCUCUCUCCCCUCGUCUUUGCUCAAGAACAGUGUUCGUCUUGCUGCACACCGUCCCUGUCUUCUACGAGAAGUACGAGGACAAAGUCGACGCCUUUGGGGAGAGAGCAGCGAUCGAAAUCAAGAAACAGUAUGCGGUGUUCGACGAGAAGGUCCUGAGCAAGAUACCCAGAGGGCCAUUGAAAGCCAAGAAGCACUAG